AUGUCUUUGCCCGCAGAUUUCCUGUGGGGGUUUGCCACCGCCUCCUUCCAGAUCGAAGGAGCCACCAAGCAAGACGGCCGUGGCCCGUCCAUUUGGGACACAUUUUGCGAAAUUGAGGGCAAGAUUGCACAUGGGGCGAAUGGAGAUGUUGCUUGUGAUUCGUACAACAGAACCGCAGAGGAUAUCAAACUGCUAAAGGAGCUUGGUGCAAAGUGCUACCGCUUCUCUCUUUCAUGGUCCCGUAUCAUCCCUUUGGGUGGCCGAAAUGACCCAAUCAACCAGAAGGGUCUUGAUCAUUACGUCAAGUUUGUUGAUGACCUGCUCGAGGCUGGAAUCACGCCUUUCAUCACACUCUACCACUGGGAUGCUCCAGAUGCGCUCGACAAGCGGUACGGCGGCCUUCUCAACAGAACCGAGUUCCCUCUGGACUUUGAGAGCUACGCACGUGUCGUUUUCAAAGCCAUUCCAAAGUGCAAGAACUGGAUCACCUUCAACGAACCAUGGUGCAGCUCCAUUCUUGCCUACAGCACUGGCUACUUCGCUCCUGGUCACACGUCUGACCGCACCAAGUCUCCCAUUGGAGACAGUUCUCGAGAGCCGUGGAUCGUCGGCCACAACUUGCUUGUUGCUCACGGAAGGGCCGUCAAGGUCUACCGCGAAGAAUUCAAGCCUGCCAAUGGUGGCCAGAUCGGCAUCACCCUGAACGGAGACUACACAUACCCCUGGGACCCAGAGGAUCCAGAGGAUGUCAAGGCCGCCAACCGUAAGAUUGAGUUCGCCAUCUCCUGGUUCGCAGACCCCAUCUACUUUGGCAAGUACCCGGACUCGAUGCUCGAGCAGCUCGGUGAUCGCCUCCCUACUUUCACAGAUGAGGAGCGUGCCUUGGUACAGGGUUCCAACGAUUUCUACGGCAUGAACCACUAUACUGCCGACUACGUCAAGCACAAGACGGGAGCUGCUCACGAGGAUGACUUCCUUGGCAACCUCGAGACCACCUCAUAUGACAAGAAUGGCAAUUGCAUUGGCCCCGAGACCCAGUCUUUUUGGCUGCGCCCCAACCCUGAGGGCUUCCGCGGGCUGAUCGUUUGGCUAAGCAAACGCUAUGGCUACCCGCCCAUUUAUGUCACGGAGAACGGCACCAGCAUCAAGGGCGAGAAUGAUUUGAAACCGCCAGAGAUUCUCAAUGAUGAGUUCCGAGUCAAGUACUUCCACGACUAUGCUCAUGCUCUGGCCAAGGCAGUCUCUGAAGACGGUUGCGAUGUCAAGGGGUACAUGGCCUGGUCACUCAUGGACAAUUUUGAGUGGGCUGAAGGUUAUGAGACGCGAUUUGGCUGUACCUACGUUGAUUACGAGGGAGGCCAAACAAGAACAGCCAAGGAGAGUGGCAAACAAAUGAAGGGUCUGUUUGACAGUCUCAUCAAAAAUGACUAG
Molecule: messenger RNA, 1431 nt
Organism: Pestalotiopsis fici W106-1
Lineage: Eukaryota; Fungi; Ascomycota; Sordariomycetes; Amphisphaeriales; Sporocadaceae
Exons: 2
Coding region: 1-1431 (476 amino acids)
Biological process (GO): carbohydrate metabolic process
Molecular function (GO): beta-glucosidase activity
Source: RefSeq, a predicted model, not a curated record